AAAGCAUUUGAAAACAUUGAUGUUGGGUUCCAGUCCAAUUUCCCGUAUGACUGCUUCGAAGGACGAUUUUCUUGCGGUUCAACUUGAUGAAUGUCGAAUUGAAAUCGUAUCUUUAGAAGAUGACGGAACUAUUAAGAAUGGGACGUUGGAACCAUUUGAUUUUGGUAUUACCAAUAUGUCAUUUUCACCUUUUUAUCAUUCUUUGUUGGCUAUUGCAGGUGAUGAUGGGUCUGUAACUGUUGUCGAUACCAAGUCUACUGAAAGGUUUGUGAAAAUUCAGUUUUCAUCGGCACAUCUUUCGCCAGUAUCAUUGAUUGCGUUUUCUCCUACCAAUUCUUGUCUUCUAUGUUCAGUUGGUUUGGAUAAGCGUCUAUGCUUCUUUGAUAUGGAAAAGAAAAAGAAAAGGAUUCGAAUGUUUUCGUUGAAUGACUUUUGUGAAAGUUUGCAGUUCUUGAAUUCAGGUUCACAUCUGAUUAUUAGCUUUCGACAAGGUCGUUUGAGUCUGUUUGACUUGAGAGGUGGAAUCCAAGAAAGGUCAUCCAUAGCAACUAGCCAAGUCAUUGAAUCGAUUACAAUUUUGGACAAGACAGUGUUUGAAAAGACAACAUUAAGGAAUGAAAGGGAUAAUAAUAGGAUUCUUCCGCCUACUUUAUACAAAUCAGAAGCAGUUGAUGAAGAAAAAGAAAACAUUCACUCUGUUUCUAAUAGAAUGGACAGCAAAAAGCAAGAUUCUUUCCAGUCUUCUCAUACAACGGAAGAAGAUUCAUGUUUGACUGACGAGUUAUUGCUAGACAACUCUCUAUUACGUAAUGGAUCAACACAACUUGUAGUCCCACCAAAAGAAAGCAACUCAUUGGAUUGUUUAAGUAAUCACCUUUCUGAGUCAAUGAUAGUUAUUCGUUCCAAAGACAAUAGCAUGCAAAGACGAGAACACCUCUCUGAGAGGAAACAGUUGCAAGAAGAAGUUGACGGUGACUAUUUGCCGACCAAAGGAGACUCUUCAAGACCAUUUUCUACUUCAUGGGACGAAACUCCUAUUUUAGCUAUAUCUUCUUCGAAACAACAAGUUCAUGUGAAUUCCGAAAAGAAUGGCUCAAUUUUUGAUGAAACAGUCACUCAAAACCCAAAAUCUAUCUCUUCUUAUCCAAAUCCGUUUCAGUGUCUUCUACAAGACUCCGCAUCUCCUUCCUAUGAUUCACGUUCUGAGCAGUUAGAAAAUGAAAACAAGGAUCUGGCUUCUCAUAAUAUCUAUUCAGGCUUGUUACAAUCCAUAGAAGAUAUUCAAUAUGCAAGUAAUAGAGAAAUCAAACAACAUAUACAAAAUCUGCACAUUGAUGUCAUUCGCAAUUUUGAAGAACAACACAGUCGCAUUCAGGAAUUGGAACAAGGAAUGCUAAAAUUGAUGAAACAUAUUCAAUUGCUGGAACAAAAGGCUCAACAAGAUCGAAUUUUAUUUCCUGCAAGUAUUCAUUAUCCACGCUGUCAGCCUAGUGACUGGCAACAGUUGAUUGAGUUUGCAAAAGAAGCUGGUAUAAACUGUAUCGAAACUUACGUUUUUUGGAAUCAACACGAAAAGGAAAAAGGAGUAUACGACUUUUCCGGUCGUUUGGAUCUUUUUGGUUUUAUACGAACCAUUGCCAAAGCAGGACUAUAUGCCUUAUUACGUAUAGGACCUUAUAUAUGUGCAGAGACUCAUUUUGGAGGAUUUCCACACUGGCUGAGAGAUAUCGAUGGAAUAGAGUUUCGUACCCAAAAUGAACCUUUUCAAAGAGAAUCGAGUCGUUGGGUUCGCUUUCUGGUAGAAAAGCUGAAUAGCAAUAAUUGCUUUUAUAGUCAAGGAGGUCCCAUCGUUAUGGUUCAGUUUGAGAAUGAGUACAAGUUGAUUGGACAAAAUUAUGGAGAGGCUGGACUGAAUUAUCUAAAGUGGUGUUCAGAAUUGGCCAAAGAUUUACAGUUACCGGUACCUUUGUUUAUGUGCAAAGGAAGUAUUGAGAAUGUGCUUGAAACUAUCAAUGACUUUUAUGGUCAUCAAGAGAUGGAAAAUCAUCAUCGAGAGUAUCCUAAUCAACCUGCAAUUUGGACAGAAUGUUGGACAGGAUGGUAUGAUGUUUGGGGUAGUGCUCAUCAUAUUCGACCCUGUAAAGAUUUGUUUUAUGCAGUUCUGAGGUUUUUUGCUCAAGGAGGAAAAGGAAUCAAUUAUUAUAUGUUUCAUGGUGGUACAAACUAUGAUCAAUUAGCCAUGUAUCUACAGACGACUAGUUAUGACUAUGAUGCUCCUAUUGAUGAAUACGGAAGAAAAACAAAAAAGUAUUUUGGUCUACAAUACAUUCAUCGGCAACUUGAACAACAUUUUGCUUCAUUAGCAUUAAAGUUAGAAGCACCCAUUGCGCAUUCCUAUGAGGAUAAUUAUGUUUGGAUAUUUAUUUGGGAAGAGCAAGGUUCCAAUUGUAUCUUUUUUUGUAAUGAUCAUCCAACUUCAACCAAACAAGUACAAUGGAAAGAACAAGAAUAUUGUUUAGCACCUUUAUCUGUACAAAUGGUGGUCGAUCAUCAUCGUUUGAUAUUGAAGAGUGAUCAACUAUUUGUAGAUGAGGAACUUAUUCAGAAGGAGUUGAAGCCCAUUUCUGUGACAACUGAAGAAUGGACUUGGCAAUAUUAUAAGGAAAAUAUUCCGACCACUGAUAUAACAAGUUCAGCUUCCCAAUCAUCAUCAAUAUCAUCAUUAUCAUCUAACACUGAAAUAGAAACUCAAGUUCCUGUAGAAAUGUUGCGUUACACAGGAACUGCGACUGAUUACGCUUGGUAUAUUGCUCAUUAUCAAAUCGAUCCUCAAAUAGAAUGGACUAGUGAUGACGCACUAGAAUGGGUUGGAGGACAAGUGGAUUUGGAAGCUGCAGAUUAUGUUCAAGUUUAUGUGAAUGGCGUUUAUAAGACAUCUUCUCCAUUGCCUUUAUUAGAAGAAAGAUUUCCCAAUUCCUGGAAUGAGACAAGUGCUUCUCCUCAUGUAGGGUUUCAUCAACAUAUGGAAUUUACACAUUCACAAGUACUGAAGGAUUCUAUAUUUUGUAUUUCUUUUCUAGUGUCUUCUUUAGGAAUGAUUAAAGGAGACUGGCAACUUGAUCGUGGAUGGAAUAUGAAAGAUGAAAGAAAAGGCAUAUUUGGAAUACCCAAAAUAGCUUGGAAAGUACGUAGAAAGGAUAGUGAUCAUACCAUUCCUUUAAAAGUCCAAAGUACUUUUCGAUUUAUGCCUUUAUGGAUGCAACCACCAUUGGUUGAAAGUCAUUUUCUUCAUCAGAAGACUUGGAAAGAUUGGAAUAUUUCAUUCUUCGAUAGAGAAGAAGAUGGAAUAGGACCUCGUUGGUAUCGAGCUAUCAUUUCAUUAUUAUCUGACAAGGAAUAUGAUGGUGGUUUAUUAUUGGAUUGCAAAGGAUUAUGGAAAGGCCAUAUUUGGUGGAAUAAGCAAGACUUGGACAAAGUCAAUCUAAGGAAACACAACGUUUCUAUUUUAUUCACAAGUCGAUGGUCUAUUCAGUGAAUGAAUUGAUUAUCUUUGAAGAAUGGGGA
This is a messenger RNA of Galdieria sulphuraria, 3564 nucleotides long. Its product is annotated as beta-galactosidase. The coding region runs from base 20 to 3535 and encodes 1171 amino acids. The transcript has 11 exons. NCBI's taxonomy places the organism in Eukaryota, Rhodophyta, Bangiophyceae, Galdieriales, Galdieriaceae. The record is from RefSeq and is a predicted model, not a curated record. Gene Ontology annotation, cellular component: cell wall; vacuole. Gene Ontology annotation, biological process: carbohydrate metabolic process. Gene Ontology annotation, molecular function: beta-galactosidase activity; protein binding.